GCCAUUUUUGUACUAGCUUUGAUCCGAGUAAACGCCUGGUAUAUUGAAAAGUGUGUGAAAAAAGCGACAGUUGUGUGAUUUUUUCGUGAUGUGGCUCGUGCUGUAGAAAUAAACCAACCAUGGCUACGACGAGCAUGAACUUUCCUAAAGUGGACAGUGAUAGCGACAUCACGGAUUCUGAAGACACCUACUUGUAUGAAGACUCUGACGAAGAACAGAGAACAGCGCAAGCCCAAAAAGGAUGGAAUCUCUUUCAAGAGAUCCCGAUCAAGAGGGAGACCGGGUCGAUGGCGACCACUGCAUGGAUUGACUUCAGUGUAAAAGUGCUUAAAGUGUUGGCCUAUAUCCUUGUAUUCAUCUGCGUGUUGGGAGCCGCUGUGAUUGCGAAAGGCACAUUGCUGUUUAUAACGUCCCAGUUGAAAAAGGAUCGACGAAUCGUACAUUGCAAUAAAGCUUUAGAAUUAGAUCAACAGUUUGUAACAUACCUGCCAACCGAGGAAAGGCUAGCUUGGCUCUGGGCUGCUCUUAUAGUUUUCGCCGCUCCUGAAUUGGGCAUUUUUCUUAGAUCAGUGAGAAUAUGUUUCUUCAAAUCUGUUGCGAAACCUUCCAUUGGUCAGUUUUUAAUUGCGUUCGUCAUAGAAACUUUGCAUGCGGUCGGCAUAGCUAUGCUAAUACUUAUUAUAUUACCUGAUUUGGACGUUGUAAAGGGUGCAAUGCUAAUGAGCGCUAUGUGUAUAGUACCCGGAAUCCUACAAGCUUGCACGAGGGACCGCACGGAUUCGAAAUAUUAUACGUUUUUAAUCCUAGAUGUCUUCGCCGUGUCCGCUCAAGCUACUGCAUUUGUUAUGUGGCCGCUAACUGAAUGUAAAACAUCGAUUUAUAUGACACCAGUGGCAUGUGUUUUGGUGUCUCUUGGAUGGUGGGAAAACUACGUCGAUAUAUUUGACCAGAAGAAUGCGUCAGCUUUGAGUACAUACCUAUGCGAUCUUCGCAUUAACCUGAAGAAAACUCGGUACUACACCCAAAGAAUUCUUUCUCUAUGGAAAAUAUUCAUUUUUAUGGUUGGCAUUCUGAUUUCGCUGCAUAUUCAAGACGACAACCCUUGGUCCUUCUUCACAUCUGUAAAUGAAAUAUUUGGUGAAAGAUUUUACACGGUGUACGAGGUACAAGUAAUAAUUCAAGACCUCUACGAGGGCGCAAUAGAGUACGCUGAAACAGGAGGCACAUACACAUUGCCCAUACAGUGGAGCUCCCCGCUAUGGGUCGCAUUGAUCCAAGUGACAGUAGCCUAUUUCUGUUUCGCCAGCGCCAAAUUCGCGUGCAAAAUUCUCAUACAGAACUUCAGUUUUACAUUGGCUUUAAAUCUAGUCGGUCCUGUCACUGUUAAUCUGUUGAUUACCUUCUGUGGAAUAAGGAAUGCAAAUCCAUGUGCUUUCCAUAAUACUAUUCCGGAUUAUUUGUUCUUCGAGAUGCCUCCAGUGUACUACAUAUGGCGGUACAUUGGCUACGAGCACGUUUGGGUAUGGAUUUUGUGGAUGAUAUCCCAAGCGUGGAUCACACUGCACACGUGGAUGCCUAAAUGCGAGCGACUGGCUGCCACUGACAAAUUAUUCUCAAAGCCAUGGUAUGACGGUGGACUUAUUGACCUGAGUUUACUCAUGAACAGGACCAAGGACGAUGACGUCGACAUUUCAGUGGGGGACCUUAGAGAAUUAGCAGAUAACGCGUCUGAAGGCGAAGGCUCCGGAGCAAUUAUGAAAGAUGUGAAACCAUCUGACAAGAUUACGAGGGUUUAUGUCUGCGCAACUAUGUGGCACGAGACCAAGGACGAGAUGAUGGAAUUCUUGAAGUCUAUCUUCCGUCUUGACGCCGACCAGAGCGCGAGGAGGGUCGCACAGAAAUACUUUGGGAUCGUCGACCGAGAUUAUUAUGAACUGGAGAUACACAUUUUUUUGGACGAUGCUUUCGAAGUGUCAGAUCACAGCACGGAAGAUUCUCAAGUAAAUCGGUUCGUCCAAUGCUUAGUUGACACCGUUGAUACCGCAGCCUCCGAAGUCCAUCACGCUAAUAUCAAACUACGGGCUCCGAAGAAAUUCCCCACUCCUUAUGGGGGCAGACUGGUGUGGACUCUACCCGGAAAGAACAAAAUGUUUUGUCAUUUGAAAGACAAGGCCAAGAUCAGACAUAGAAAGCGGUGGUCGCAGGUAAUGUACAUGUACUACUUACUCGGUCACCGUCUAAUGGAUCUUCCCGUAAAUGUGGACCGCAAGGAAGCAAUCGCCGAGAACACCUAUCUUCUUGCCUUAGACGGCGACAUCGACUUCAAACCGACUGCUGUAACUUUACUAAUUGAUUUAAUGAAGAAGGACAAAAACUUGGGCGCUGCAUGUGGCCGCAUACAUCCAGUUGGGUCUGGAUUCAUGGCGUGGUACCAGACCUUCGAGUAUGCGAUCGGACACUGGCUGCAAAAGGCGACAGAGCACAUGAUUGGUUGCGUACUGUGUAGUCCGGGAUGCUUCUCCCUGUUCCGCGGCAAGGCUUUGAUGGACGACAACGUUUUGAAGAAGUACACGCUCACUGCCCAUGAAGCGCGCCAUUAUGUGCAGUAUGAUCAAGGCGAAGACAGAUGGCUCUGCACCUUACUCCUGCAACGAGGCUACCGCGUGGAGUACUCGGCUGCGUCUGACGCGUACACGCACUGCCCUGAAGGUUUCAACGAGUUCUUCAACCAGCGCCGACGAUGGGUGCCUUCGACUAUGGCCAAUAUCUUCGAUCUACUUGCGGACUCCAAGCACACCAUCAAAGUCAACGAUAAUAUAUCUAUGCUCUAUAUUUGUUAUCAGUUCAUGCUAAUGGUGGGCACAGUCCUGGGUCCCGGCACGAUCUUCCUUAUGAUGGUGGGUGCGAUGAAUGCAAUUACCGGCAUGAGCAACGGCAACGCGUUGCUGAUCAACCUUAUCCCCCUCACUGUGUUCCUCGUCGUCUGUAUGACUUGCAAAUCUAAAAUACAGUUAAUGUUAGCAGCCGUAAUAACCUGUCUCUACGCAAUGCUAAUGAUGAUGGUGAUCGUCGGUAUAGCUCUCCAGGUCGUCGAGGACGGCUGGUUUGCCCCUUCCAGCAUUUUUUUGAUAGCUACGUUUGGCAUAUUCUUUAUCACCGCAGCGUUACAUCCUCAAGAAAUUGGGUGUUUACUAUUUAUCAUCGUGUAUUACAUAACUAUCCCUUCUAUGUAUAUGUUGCUCAUUAUUUACUCUUUGUGCAAUUUGAACGACGUGUCGUGGGGAACUCGAGAAGUUGUACAGAAGAAAACUGCAAAGGAAAUUGAACAAGAAAAGAAGGAGGCGGAAGAAGCCAAGAAAAAGGCAGAUAGUCAAACGUUAAUGAAAAUAUUCGGCAAGUCGGAGGAAACGAGCGGGACUGCGGAGUGCGGUGUAUCGGGACUCUUCCGUUGUUUAUGCUGUACUAACCCUAAGGACUACAAGGAGGAUUUACAUCUGCUUAAAAUUGCCCAAUCCAUAGACAAAAUUGAAAAGAAAUUGGAGAAUUUAGGAGCGACGGACAGCGUUCAGGAGCCUCCAACGUUCCGGGGCCGAGCCUCACUCGCUCGCCGCUCUUCAAUGAGCCUACGCGCCGAUUCGAUUGAAGAAACCUCGGAAUUUGAGGAAGGCGAACCCGGAAAUGAUAUACCUAGGGAAGAUAGAGACGACCUCAUCAACCCCUACUGGAUUGAAGAUCCGAAUCUGCGAAAAGGAGAAGUGGACUUAUUAACGACUGCAGAGACAGUAUUCUGGAAGGACUUGAUCGACACUUACUUGAGACCUAUAGACGAGAAUAAAGCGGAAUUGGCCCGCAUCAAGAAAGACCUCAAGGACCUCCGAGACAUGAUGGUGUUCGCGUUUUUGAUGGUGAAUGUUCUGUUCGUGCUGGUCAUUUUCCUUCUUCAGCUUAACCAGGACAUGUUGCACUUCCGGUGGCCGUUAGGACAGAAAAAUUAUAUUGUUUACGACUCCGACCUUCACUUUGUGAUCAUCGACAGCGACUACUUGCAGCUAGAGCCGAUCGGGUCUCUAUUCUUGGUUUUCUUCGGGACAGUAAUGCUAAUACAGUUCGUCGCUAUGCUAAUGCAUCGCUUGGGUACUCUUACGCAGCUGCUCUCGACUGUGCAGCUUAAUUGGUAUUGUACUAGAGCGCCCGAAGAAAUGACCGGACAAGCUCUCCUAACGAAGCACGCUAUCAAUAUAGCUAAAGACUUACAAAGGUUGACCGAUGAUCCCGGCCGGCCUGGUCUGAAUGAAAGUCACGUGACCAAGAGAAAUACCGUCUAUCACCUGGAACAGGCAAGAGAGGCGAAGCAGAACUUUGUCAACCUGGACACCACCUUUAAACGGAGAUUAACUACCCUAGGUCGAGAUGUUUCGAUUCCUCUACCCGGCAACGCAACGACGCGACGUUUGACGUUGCAAGCUUUGGAAGAAAAAGGAGUAUCUCUAAAAGAGAAAAUAGAGAAACGCCGUUCCACAAUUAAACCUCGACAAGAGCCUAUUACCAGUUACGAGCCCUUUUCAAUGUCCACAUCUUUAGAAGAACGAUUGCCCUCUAGGAGAUCAACGGUAAACCGUAUGCAGCCAAACCAGCGGUUAACGGGCGCCGUGUACACUAACAGGGGUUAUGAUUCAGCUGGAGACAGCGACGAGCAAAGUUCUCCUGUACCCAGGCGGUCCACUGUACGGUUCAAGAAGUUGGGAUCAUAAGAUUUUAUACUAAAAGUAUUUUAAAGAAACUUACAACUGUCUAUGGAUAAAGUACUUAUACAAAAAAAACCAUAAAGUAUGGACUCGUAUUUCGACCUCCUUGUAAGGUAUUUGGAUUUCGGUAACUUUCUAGAUCUCUAAAAAAAUGUCAAUUAGGUACGCUGAUUUUGUUUAACAAUAAAACUGAAACUAUAUAAGAUAUACAAAAACCGCUGAUCCCAGAUAUAUUAAUACCUCAAUUUAGCUAAAAAUUUCGAUUACGCUAUGUCAGAUAAGUGUCACUUAAAUGUCAUUUAAUAGUUCCUAGACAGUAACGGCAUUUAACGUAAAAUUAGGUAUCAGAAUAUGAUACUACGAAAUACCCCGUUUCGCAAUAGAAGUCUUAAAAACAACUACGAGCUUUACAAUGUGAUUUCCAAGUGCUUUCUGUGUACUUGCCGCCUACUACUUUUCCAUAGAGAAGUAUCAACAAGGUACUAAUAAAAUUCAAUGAAAAUGUAAUAAUUAUAACAAUAUUCAAUUAUUUUCAUUUGUGCACGUUACAUUAAGACAGUACGGACGCACACCGACGUAUUUGUAUGAAGUGAUAUAAAUAUGCAAGUGCCAUUGAAGUUUCUAAGAGCAAAAGUAAAUUUUAACCAAUUUUUUUCUCUAAAACGCAUAUGUUUUUAGUACCAACUAAUUCAAUAUGACACAACGGCAAUCAUCCUAGUACUGUCAUAGCCGUACUUUCUUUUAUACAAGAAUUUUGACGGGACCAGGAGGAGCAGCCAUCAGUGACGAAGUAUAAAAUAUUAUAAUAAAUCAAUAUAAGCCUACGGCACCAAGUAGAGACAUUUUGGGAGUGCGUUACUAUUUAUGUACUGUCCAUGAACGGGUUAAGUUACAAGG
Messenger RNA from Hyposmocoma kahamanoa, 5642 nucleotides. RefSeq names its product chitin synthase chs-2-like. Gene Ontology annotation, cellular component: cell septum; cell periphery. Gene Ontology annotation, molecular function: chitin synthase activity. Bases 120 to 4751 code for a protein of 1543 amino acids. The record is from RefSeq and is a predicted model, not a curated record. The transcript is spliced from 24 exons. Lineage: Eukaryota; Metazoa; Arthropoda; Insecta; Lepidoptera; Cosmopterigidae.